Molecule: messenger RNA, 2646 nt
Organism: Acanthamoeba castellanii str. Neff
Lineage: Eukaryota; Discosea; Longamoebia; Acanthamoebidae
Exons: 6
Coding region: 1-2646 (881 amino acids)
Source: RefSeq, a predicted model, not a curated record
AUGUCGAUCUGGGAUGGUUUUCGAAAUAGGCUGGGGUCGGGCGACGCCAAGGAGAAGCAAUCUUCACCUCCCACGGCACCCACUCCGGCUUCUUCAUCUCGCGGGGGGCGCCAAGAUGUCGAAUGGAACUCGAAUCUCGAGCGAAAGCUGAAGGGCGUGCUUCACCAGCUCAAGGUGCUCACCAAGAUUCGCAAGACCCGCAUCCCCUCCCCCGCAUCCACCACCUCCACAUCUCCUCCUCCCACCGCUGCCACGCUGCCCGCCAGCGUCACCUCGAGCACCGCCACGCCCGCCGCCACCGCUGCCGCCGACCCGGCCGUCGAGGCCCAGAGCAAGCGCGUAGGCGACGCCGUCAAGGAGGUGCUGCCGGCCCUGGCCCUGCCCUCCUUCAGCUACGACACCCGAGGCCGCGGCAGCCACCACCACCACCACAGCGAAGGCAGCAGCGGGCUGAGCGCGGCGCGGCGGUUCUUCCUCGACCUGUGGCACCUGCUCAUGAUCAACCUCGAGGCCCUCGAGGGCAAGCACCAGAAGCACGCCUACGAGGCCAUCUCCUACCUCAUCACCCGCGAAGAGUUCGACCUCACCCGCAUGGGCCUCCACCUCGACCAGCUCCGGUGCAGCAAGGACGAGCUCCUCGUCGUCCACCGCUACCGCGUGCUCCUCUUCCACACGCAGACCUUCAUCAGCGUCAAGCUCUCCGAGGUCGUCGAGCGGCCCUACAGCCCGCCCUACUACUUCUCCCAGUUCUGCGCCCGCGUGCUGGCCAUCACCUUCUUCCGCCUCCCGGGCGUGAGCCGCGCCCUGGUCCAGGCCGUGGCCCUCUCCACCCCGCAGAUCGCCGAGCUCGAGGCCUAUCUCAUCCCUCUCCAGCGGCCGCCCGCUGCCGCCCGCCUCCCCAUCGGCGACCACCGGCCCGUUCCCUCUUCUUCUUCUUCACCGUCAUCUUCAUCUUCAUCUUCGUCGUCGCCGCCGGGUGCUGCGGCGAACGGGGUCGGGCCGUCGUCGCCUCCGAUGUCGUUCGUGUCGCCGUCGUCCACGGCGCGGAGCGCUUCGCCUGCGAUUCGCAUCGGCGCGGCGAAGGCCGACGGCGGCGCGGCCGUCGCGACAGGGGCGAGCCCCAAGCACGCCGCUGCAGAUCUCAAGCUUGACCAGCAGGAGCGACGGGUCGACUCACCGCGCAUCGGGGCGCGUCAGCUCGACAGCGACUCCUCGCCGCGGCGAGGCGCCAAGGAAGAACGGGAGCGCGGGGAGAAGGAGGAGACGAAAAAGAAGAGGAAGAAGAAGAGGGACACGCCCGCGGGAGAGAACGAAGACGACGACGACGACGACAAGGAGAGGCACGAGCACGAAAGCGAAGAGGAGGCGGAGGAGAACGAAGGCGACGAGAACGAGAACGAAAACGAGAACGGCGACAACGGGGGCGAUUCCGCGGGCGACGGGCGAUCGGCGCGAAAGUACACCUUCACCCAGGGCCGGUGCUACUGGCUCGUGACGCAGCUCGACGGCGGACAGAAGACCGCCAAGCGGAAAGUGACCGGGCCAGUGUCGCCGUUUCCCAACCUCACCACGUGGCACACCUUCCACGGGGCGCUGCUCAUGCGCAUCGCCGACAACGAAGACGACAAGUUGCGGCUGGCGCCGACGGAGUGGCUGAAGCUGUUCAAUCAGCGGGACAGGCUCUAUUUUCUAUUUUUGCGGGACUGGGUGGACCACAUCCUGUACAACACCCAGGGCCGUCCGCUCGAGUGGAGCGGGGUCAAGGGCUACAUCCCAUUUUUGCUGGGCUUCAUCUACGAGCUGCGCGCCCGCAAGCACCUCACCAAGCCCCUGCUCGACUGCACCAACGCCUUCCUCGCCACCGACCCCUCGCUCCUCAACCUCUUUGUAAAGCUCACCUUCACACGCACCAAGCUGAUUCUGUCGACCGAGCACCACCAGCUGCUGCUGAAGGUGCUGAUGUUCCUGUACCAGUACUCGGAGGUGUUCAUGGGCGACGCCCGCAUCGCGCUCUACAGCGACUUUGUGCUCGACCGACACUUUUACUACUUCUUCCUCCACUGGGACAUCAACGUGCGCAACGCCUUCCAUCAGCUGCUGGCGUACAAGAUGCUGCGAACCAAGCGCUCGCACCUGCAAGGGCAGGGACUGCGGGUGAAGGAGCUCGCCAGCGUCAGGAACAACGGCGGCGGCGGCAGCGGCAGCAACGGCAACUCGCCCAACUCUCGCCGCCCCCAAGCCGCCUCGACGCUCAUCGACCGCGAGCAGGCCGUCGACGUGUACCCCUCCCUCCCCUUCCCCUUUGGCCGCUUCUGCCCCACAUCUCACGGGUCGUCGUUGCUCUCCUCUUCCCUCCUCUCGUCGUCCACAGAUUGCUGUUCGAGAAGAUGGAGGACAAGCUCAAGACGGCCGGCAAUCCAGAUGCGCGGUCUGGUCCAGGACUGCUACCCUGCGGGGUGGGAGGUCUACGUUCCCGUCGCCCUCACCGAGUACAAGCGAUACCUGGCCCAGUACUACCAGUGGGAGGGCAGCGACAAGAAGCAGCCGAGGAUGAUGCCCGUGGCGAUGGUGGAGCGGACGCCACCUCCCGUCCCCAUACUGGCGCAGCCGCGCCCACGCGCGUCCAUGGACGGACCCGACACAUAG